AUGACAUCUUCAAACGGAAGAGGCGCCUUGCGACCAAGUGGUCGUUCACCACCAUUCUUAUUAAUAGGACUAAGUGUAGCCUUGUGUAUUAUUGGGUUUAAUUAUUGGAGUGUGUCUUCACGGAACUCAGAACUUUUAACUCAAAUUACUAUAUUGAAAAGGGAGGUGACAAAUCAAGCCACAAUGAAAAUCACUGCAGAAAAGCGUUUGGAAGAAGUUGGGUCGAGAGCUAGCAAGUAUCUUGAUGAAAAGAAUAAAUGUAUGACGGAUAGACGUUCAAUUCAGGAAAAUGCUGAUGAUUGUGUUGAAAGUAGUAAAGCAUGUGAAGCUGAUAGAAGUGGACUAAAUGAAAGAUUGCAACAAGUUGAAUCAGGUUUACAAGAGGAAAUAAUGAAGAAUACUCAAUCAGAAAAAAAAUGUGAUCUUAAGCAAGUUAUCUUUUUUAUUUUACACCUAAAGGUGCCCUUUGCAUAUGCUAAAACGGAUAAAAAGAAUUAUAAAGCUUUUAUUUGUCCUAUUCUAACUUUCCUGUCUGCAGCUCCUACAAUUUCCGUUAUAAAACAUUCUUAUGACGUUAAUCUACAAGAUCAAUUUCCACUUGAAACUGUAGACAAAUCUCACCUUAAUUUCAUCAGUGAACAUAGAAUAGGUUUUCAACCAGCUCAUCAGAUCCUUAAUCCUAGACAGGAAGCUGUAAAAGAUUAUGAUUAUGAUAUGCAGGAUGAUGAACCAGGGCAAAAAAGUAAAGAACAGAAAGAUAAGCCUAAUGUAGUAAUAGAAGAAAGCAGUAUUGAUAAAUUGAAGAAACAACUGGAAGAACAAGAACAUUAAAGAACAAUGUGAUAUCUCAUACCACAAUAUUUAUUUUUCUACUGGAAUCAUCUUGUGGAAUCUGUCAUCAUGUGUUUUAAAAUCAUUUCUGGGGACAAUUUCAUGAAUAUCUAUCAGUUUUAAUAUUUUAAUUAUGCAAGUGGUAAAUAAAUAUAAUUGAUUAGUGUCUACCAAUCAGAUUAAUGCAUUUACUAGAUUUGGGAUUUUUAGUAAAGAUUUGUGUAAUUUAAUGUAACAAGUUACUUUUCAACUAAUGGCCACUUUCUAGUAAAAAU
This is a messenger RNA of Lottia gigantea (owl limpet), 1106 nucleotides long. RefSeq lists its product as hypothetical. The transcript is spliced from 7 exons. NCBI's taxonomy places the organism in Eukaryota, Metazoa, Mollusca, Gastropoda, Lottiidae. The record is from RefSeq and is a predicted model, not a curated record. Bases 1 to 831 code for a protein of 276 amino acids.